CUCGGUCUGUCAGUGUGCACCGAGCGUUAGGAACAAGUCUCACUAGUCGGAUUUGCAGCCAGAGAGAGAGACACAUCGAGAGAAUCCAAGCAGGACAGGCGAGAAAUGAACUAUCUAAUGACUUGCCACAUCCGAGCACAUUCUCAAAUACCCUGCAACCGAGACCCAUGAAUAAGGAUUGCAAUAUUUUUUCCACCCUGGAAAAUCUGGCAAUAAUUUUGUCAGUCUCGGCACAUUUGUAAAUUUGUGUCCAUUUGAAAUGCUUGUUUUUAAUUUGCAUUAAUUAGUUUCGUUUUGCUAUUUUCCCCCCCCGUUAAUUAUCUGGAUUGUUUGUUGCCCGUCUCAACAUUUCAAGUGCAUACGGGAUUAUUGGCAUCUAGGAGUCAAGCAGGAGAAUCCAAUUGGAGAACUAGAGGGGAGAAAGAGAUCUGUCCAGCAUCAACAUGUUCUUCUGAAGAGGCGAGGAAAAGCUCAUUCCAAACCAUCAUCUACCAUCACAUUCUCGUCCUAAUUCGGCGGAAUAGCAGAAUGCAGCGGGAGUGAAAAGGGAAUGGGAAAGAUUGGUCCAGUUUAAACCCCUCGGGAAAAAACAAUAAGCAUCACGAAAUACUGGAAAAGUAAACUCUUGCAGGGAAAAUUGCAGAAAAACGGCAGUGGGAGUUUUGUCCAAGAGCUACUUUUCCCUAAAGACGUUUUUUGUGGAAUUCUCUCCUUAAAUCCACAUAGACAGCACAUUUGUUUAAUCUAUCCUCCCGUGUGUGUGUGUGUUUUAGCAGAUAUCCAUGCAGGCUCCCAAAACACGUUGUUCCUGAUCACACUGACGGAUCCACCUGAAGCACACACGCUUUGUUCGGGUCCAGAGAUCUCCAACCUCUGGGAGCGUAGCCUAUCCCACACAGCUUUGAUGGGAGUAAAUAGACGGAAUUCGGGAUUUCAGAUGGCGAGUCGGGGCUGUGAAAAUGGAUUGGGAAUUCUCCUGAUAUUCUUAGUGGAUUUACUCGGGAUCACGGCGAGCAACAUGGAGCCCAUCUACUGGAAUUCCUUGAACAAAAGGUUUAGUGAUGAUAAGGGCUAUGUCCUGUACCCUCAAAUCGGGGAUCGCCUGGACCUCAUUUGCCCAGCAUCUGAGCCGCCCGGUCCCCGGUCCCCCGCCGAAUACGAGUACUAUAAACUGUACCUGGUGUCGUCACGGGAACAGGCAGACAGGUGUGAAGUGACCGGAGCCCCCAACCUGCUUCUCACCUGCGAUAAGCCCAACAGUGAUAUGCGUUUCACCAUCAAGUUUCAGGAGUACUCACCCAACCUGUGGGGUCAUGAAUUUAAAACCAAUCAGGACUACUUCAUCAUUGCUACAUCAGAUGGGACGCGUCAGGGGCUGGAGAGCAUGAGAGGAGGAGUUUGUGCUACACAGGGCAUGAAGGUGGUGCUGAAAGUGGGACAGAGUCCAUAUGGUCUGCCAGCCAAAUCUCCCAAACCUGACCCUGCGGACCGUAUCAACAAACCAAAUCCAGGUGCUGGAAACAACACACAUCCCAGAAUUCCCCCUAGAGGUCCUGGUGGAGAAAACGGCCCUCUCCCCCCCUCCAACAUCGCUGUUAUCGCAGGUGCAGCAGGCGGUUCAGCUUUCCUACUGCUCGUAACUGCUGUGAUCUGCGUGGUGUGCUACCGACGACGACACGCCAAGCAUUCUGAAUCACACCACCCUCCCCUUUCCCUCUCCUCCCUGACCUCGCCCAAACGGGGCUGUGUCGGGGGUGUAGGAGGCGGCAACAACAACGGCUCGGAGCCUAGCGACAUCAUCAUCCCGUUGCGGACUUCUGACUCCGCCUACUGCCCGCACUAUGAGAAAGUGAGUGGGGAUUACGGCCAUCCGGUCUACAUCGUACAGGAGAUGCCCCCUCAAAGUCCCGCCAACAUCUACUAUAAAGUAUGAGAACCGGAGACAACCUUACCGACAACAUCUGCUAAGACCACACCACACCGACCUUAAACAACGACCUAAAUCCCACCCCCACAGUCUGCACCCCAAUAGAUCAGAUCCUUUUACCUUCACACGCAUUUCUCCGACACACUGACCAUUCAUGGUCGAGUGUGUCUGUGUGUGUGUGUGUGUUACCAUUCUUCGCAAACUCACCCAACUUCGGCCUUUUGUUGGAGAGAGAAUGUCCUGAUGUGAGGGCCUCCCUCUCUCUGACAUCCCACAUGGGGAAAAAUUCUUAAAGCUAGAGAAGACCUCCUGGAGUGAAUCAGUCCACUGAAAAAAACAUGAACUCCUUUUUUGGGGGGGCAUUCUGGAGCACAAGCAUCAAAACUUUUUCUGAUGUACUUGAAAAACUGAAACUAUACACACACAAAAAAAGAAAAGAAAACUCAACCCGUCCAAACCUACAAAGACAACUUUGACUUCGAAUGCUACAUUUACUCACAAAUAGCAGUCUAGUUUGUGUUAAACUCCUUCGAAAGGGGGAGGGGCCAUUGAUUCAUCCAGUCGUCACACGGGGCUGCAGUCACGUGAUCUAGGACCCAUGUGUUUGAUUGGUGGAGUUGUAGUGGCGUGGAGAAUCCUGUAUAUUUUAAUAACGUGUGUAUUUUGUGAGUGUGUAGGAUAAAUAUUCCGACACUACUGUCGCACACGUUGUGACCGGCGUGCUUCAGUACAACUUGCGAGUGUUUUUGUGUAUGGAUGAGUGUGUGUUUGAGUAAACUGUUAGCGUGAGCAUGGGAGCGUGUGUUUGUUAGACUGUUUUAAAACCAAAACACAAAAAUAUGAGCGAACAUCAAAAAAGGUUUUUUAUCGCUUUCAACACAUAGAUUAUAAUUAUAUAUAUCUAGAAACAAUUUUUAGAUUUUCUUUUCAUGUAAAGUUACAGUUUGCUAGGCCUAAUUUUUGUUUUCCUAUUUUUUUAUGACAUGCUGACCUUGUUUCUUCCCCUUUUUGAGUGGUAAAUUAAUUUAAUGCUUUCAGAAACAGAGUGUGUUUGGUUCCCCCUCAUUUUCCUCUUUCCCAGGAGUCUCCUCCGCUCUACACAUAUAUUUUUUAUAGCUCCUUGUACUCUGAUGUAGUUUUGAAGCUAGACCUCGUUUGUGAAUGUGUUGAGGUAGAACAAUCCGAGAAAGUUUUUUUUAUUAUUAUUUUUAAAGACGCUUGGAAAAAAAGGGGAAAAAUCCAGAAAGGAGGGAAGAAUUGGAUGGGGGUGAAAUAAAAAGAAAAGAAUGCGAACACCGCCUGUUGGGAAAGCAAACGCACGAGCGAGGAAACUUCAAGUAAGACUGUGAAACUAUGGAAGAAUCACACAUUAAAAGAAAAAAAAAUAGGGGAGGGGGAGGUGGGGGGAGAGAAGGAAAGUCGAAAGCUGAUUGAAGGAGAAGAGAGAGAGGGAUGGAAAGGUUUUCAAUAAACUCGUCUGAAGCUGUGGAAGAGGCAGAUUUGGGCCCAAUGGUCUUCUGAGGUACAAAGAGACAGAUGAGGGGAAGAAAGAAACUCAUUCUCUCAGAUGGACAACAGGAUAGAUGGACACAGAAUUACUCUUUAAAGACACACACUGCUCUUUUUUGUUCACAUGAAGUGAAGUGGAAAUAUUUCUAGUCUCAUUUCAGAUUCUUGAGUAUCGGACACGUCUCAAUUUAAUAGACAUGUUCACACACACAGACGGAGAAUGACUUAAUGGCCAUGGCACACAGAAAAGCUCUUGUAGAGAUUUUCAUCACACACACACACACACACACACACAUGCACAGCUCCAAAACACAAUCAAAAGCCAUUCUGAUUGGGCAUAUAUGCUGGUUACCUCAACAAAUGCCAUGAUUAGCGUUGUUUUGUCACAUUCUCUUUCUCUCCUCUCUCUCUCUCUUUCACUCUCUUACAAACACACACACACACAUAC
This is a messenger RNA of Sinocyclocheilus grahami, 3884 nucleotides long. It is a transcript of the gene efnb3b, whose product is annotated as ephrin-B3b. Gene Ontology annotation, molecular function: ephrin receptor binding. The record is from RefSeq and is a predicted model, not a curated record. Gene Ontology annotation, cellular component: plasma membrane. Gene Ontology annotation, biological process: ephrin receptor signaling pathway; axon guidance. NCBI's taxonomy places the organism in Eukaryota, Metazoa, Chordata, Actinopteri, Cypriniformes, Cyprinidae. The transcript has 5 exons. The coding region runs from base 905 to 1933 and encodes 342 amino acids.